Messenger RNA from Nicrophorus vespilloides, 845 nucleotides. Its product is annotated as serine protease easter-like. Lineage: Eukaryota; Metazoa; Arthropoda; Insecta; Coleoptera; Silphidae. The coding region runs from base 6 to 833 and encodes 275 amino acids. The record is from RefSeq and is a predicted model, not a curated record. The transcript has 5 exons. Gene Ontology annotation, molecular function: serine-type endopeptidase activity. Gene Ontology annotation, biological process: proteolysis.
ACGAAAUGGCGAAGAUCGUGUCUUCAAUCGUUCUCAUCGUCUUGUACGUUUCCUCUCAAACUCUCGCCGAAGACGUCGGCGUCAAAAGCAGAAAACUCUGCGAAGAGCACAAUGUGUUGAAAUCGCCAAGAACUCGUCGCGUGGUUGGAGGAUCAGAUUCCGAAUUGAAGGAGUUUCCUCAUAUGGUAGCGUUAGCGCACAGAAGCGAUAACAAACUAGAAUUCUUCUGCGCUGGAACUUUGAUCUCCGACAAAUACGUCUUGACUUCGCCCAUUUGUUUCAAACGUGGUGUAGAUGUUGCUAGAUUCGGCUCCAACGAUUUGCAGAGCGAAGAGGGAGUGCAAGAGAUCGAAGUGGAGAGAGUAAUCGCCCAUCCGAAAUACAAUGAUUCCAUCAACGAUAUCGGUCUGGUGGAGCUGAAGAGUGCGGUGAAAUUCACCGAUUUUGUUAAACCCGCUUGUCUGAACACCGAGAAGCUGUCGGCAUCCGAAAGAACUUACCUCAUCACCGGCUGGGGUGAUCACCACAAGGUGGGAACGAAGCUGCAGAAGGCUGAAGUCAAAGAGGUCGAAUUCGAUAAAUGCGUGGAAGCGUACAAAACCAAGUUGGAUAUCGUCGACGAGGAUCACAUUUGCGCCAGAGAGGAUGGCGUCGACACAUGCAUCGGAGAUUCCGGCGCUCCACUGCAGAUGAAGAACCCCGAUUACGUUUCCGCUUACGAUGUUCACGGUGUUACAUCAUACGGACCGGUGCCGUGUGGAAAGAGUUCGAAGCCAUCCACCUACACCAGAGUUUCCAAUCACAUCGCCUGGAUCGAAUCGAUCAUCUUCUAAUCACUUAAGAUA